Strongylocentrotus purpuratus (purple sea urchin) is the source of this 376-nucleotide messenger RNA. RefSeq lists its product as uncharacterized. NCBI's taxonomy places the organism in Eukaryota, Metazoa, Echinodermata, Echinoidea, Camarodonta, Strongylocentrotidae. The transcript has 4 exons. The record is from RefSeq and is a predicted model, not a curated record. Bases 26 to 376 code for a protein of 116 amino acids.
AUUGUGAUUGAGAAACUCAUUGACCAUGGACAGACUGAACCGUCUGGUGAAGCGGAUCUCUAUCAUCAUGCUAUGGGCAAUAGUCAUCAUGGUGGCAGGACUAACGUCUGGAACCAAGGCUGCGAUUGCCGGAAGUCAAACAGAACGCGUGGUAGAACUGGGACGUGGCAAGUCGUUGAUCGUCAAGACACCUCAAUACAUAUUCGCAUAUAGGUCGGCAUAUUUUGGUGACGUUGAAGGUUUCUAUACCUGGAUCGUCAAAACGCCGCAGAACUGUACUGUCCGGAUUGAGUUUAUUGCCCUCAAUGCGAAGGUGCCCGGAGAGAUUCUAGAGAUCGGAUCAGGAAACGAUACAUCUACAAAUCAUGUACAGUAA